Messenger RNA from Bipolaris zeicola 26-R-13, 198 nucleotides. RefSeq lists its product as uncharacterized. The record is from RefSeq and is a predicted model, not a curated record. The transcript has a single exon. NCBI's taxonomy places the organism in Eukaryota, Fungi, Ascomycota, Dothideomycetes, Pleosporales, Pleosporaceae. The annotation marks the transcript as partial.
CAAACCCGCGACAUCAUUGUGGCAGAUUAUCUAAAGGCCCAGUGGCAUAAUUCGAGUGAUAUUCUCUCCGUCCUUUUGAUUUUUGGUCCCGAUAUUGUGCAGAGAGCCGUCGCCCAACUAGCCGGGCGCAUUGUAACACCCGUUGCUUUCUCGUUCGGUUGGGUGGCUUAUGCUGCAAGCGCCCUUCUAUCUACUUUU